AUGUCUACCUUUAGAAGCCUCGCUGUCCUCGCCGUGCUCGGUCUCGUCAACGCUGAGACCAUUGGAUUCGGCCCAUACUUCUCUCUCGGCCCUACUUCGUCAUGGAUCCGUGAAGCAAACACUACUCUCGUUCUCCCCGAGGCCCCGAGCCCCCAGCAAGAUCGUCUUGCCCUGUGGCCCGGCAUGGGAACAAGCGCCGGCGACUUGAUCCAAGCCCUUGCCGUCUCUUUCUCUGACCCCUCAGCAAACUGUGGUGCCACAUCUGGACAGUGGUGCACCUGGGCUAGUACCCUCCAGGGCGAACAGUUGGGUGGAAAGCAGGUCCCCGCUAAUGCCGGCGAUGAGAUCAACAUGCACUACAAGUACAACGAUGACACCAGCAAGUUCGACCAGACCGUCUCCAUCAACGGAGAGGUUGUUUCCACUCUUUCAACCACCUCCGGCCAUGCUCAGGGUUAUGGUACCGCCGUCGAAUGCCAGGCUGAGGCAUGCAAGGGCACUGCUGCCGCUCACGAAUACCUCGACACUACCGUCAUCUUGAACGCCGCCGACUCUUCUUUCGGAGACACCCUUGCUAUCAACGAGGCCACUUCCUCCGGCCUCAAGACCUCCGACAAUGGAAAGACCUGGACUGUUUCUUCCAUCAAGAUCCAGUCUCACACUUACGACCUGUAA
This is a messenger RNA of Penicillium brevicompactum, 675 nucleotides long. RefSeq lists its product as uncharacterized. The record is from RefSeq and is a predicted model, not a curated record. The transcript has 5 exons. NCBI's taxonomy places the organism in Eukaryota, Fungi, Ascomycota, Eurotiomycetes, Eurotiales, Aspergillaceae. The coding region runs from base 1 to 675 and encodes 224 amino acids.